Molecule: messenger RNA, 1952 nt
Organism: Hippocampus comes (tiger tail seahorse)
Lineage: Eukaryota; Metazoa; Chordata; Actinopteri; Syngnathiformes; Syngnathidae
Product: calponin-1-like
Exons: 4
Coding region: 16-732 (238 amino acids)
Biological process (GO): actin filament organization; actomyosin structure organization
Cellular component (GO): actin cytoskeleton
Molecular function (GO): actin filament binding
Source: RefSeq, a predicted model, not a curated record
UUUUCACUUAUUUUCAUGCGUUUGCAAUAUGUCAAGCGUCGACCCAUUUUCCGACUAAUUUUCAUCAUCUUUUGUCUUCCGCAGUUGGAAAACAUCGGCAAUUUUGUCCGUGCCAUCACAGAGUACGGCCUGAAACCUCACGACAUCUUUGAGGCCAACGACUUGUUUGAGAAUGUCAACCAUACUCAGGUCCAGUCCACUCUCAUCGCUCUGGCAGGAAUGGCCAAGUCGAAAGGGUUCCACUCCAAGUACGACAUCGGGGUCAAGUAUGCUGAGAAGCAGCAGCGUCGCUUUGCUCCAGAGAAGCUCAGGGAGGGACGCAACAUCAUCGGCUUGCAGAUGGGCACCAAUAAGCUUGCCAGUCAAAAAGGGAUGACCUCCUAUGGCACAAGACGCCACCUGUAUGACUCCAGGAUGGGCAUGGACAACCCGAUGGACCAGUCCACCAUCAGUCUACAGAUGGGCACGAACAAAGGAGCCAACCAGUCCGGUAUGACGGCGCCUGGAACAAGGAGGCACAUCUUUGACAAGAAGCUGGAGCUGGAGAACUGUGACACCACCACUAUAUCACUGCAGAUGGGCACCAACAAAGUGGCCUCGCAGCAGGGCAUGACCACUUACGGCCUCCCCCGCCAGGUCUACGACAACAAGUACUGCACCAACCCCGCCGAGACCUACUACAACAACGGAAGCGAGGCCGACUUUGAUGGCUACAACCAGUACUCUGACUAAGAAAACCACAAGCAGCCUCAAACGCCCCCCCCCACCCCACCCAACCCCACUUCUUUGCUAAACCUUAGAAAAACAACCACAACUUUGUGAUGAGCAACCCCAUCCCCCAGACUGUUAUUUAAACACCGAUUCGAUGUCAUUGUUGCCUCCAGUCUCGGUCUUUUCCUUAACAUUUUUUUUUUUUUUUUACUCUUGGGAAAUGUUUGUCUUUCCAUGAGUAUAACAAUAGUGUUUACUUUACGUCCUAACUUUAAUCCUGUAUUGGAGCCCACUUCUGUAUUACAUCCUAAACAUAUUUAAUCACUACAAGAGUGAUCCAGACACUCAAGAGGUUGAUAUUCAAUAUCUUUGCUAUUUAUAGAUCAUUUUUUUAAGAACAUUAUAUUUCUAUGUUGUAAUUACAAGACAGAAUUUGGCAGUUUUUUUUUUGUUUUUUUUUUGUCCUGGACAAGUGACCGCGUUGGUGCUACUGACCACAGGCCUAAGGAAUCCCGUCCUUGUGGCCGAGACUGACAAGAGUGGAGGAUGCAGGACGGAUAGAUUUGCAGUAGAUGGACAUUUUCUUGUGAGCACCGACAAUGUUUCAGAUAGUCAUCCACUUUUCAAAUGACCCAAGAUUCCUGGUUGGAGGCGAUUCAAGUUGAUGCGGUGAGUGUGGAAUGUUACCUCCAAAAGAAGUGAUAUAGCAAGUGUGCAAAUUGGACGCCGUUCAAAAUUUGAAUAGAGUCACCUCAUUGCAAUGCGUAUAACUUCCUUGUGCCUGUGACCUUACCCAGUUUGAUGCUCUUGUUUCAAUUACGUAUUACCUGCCUUUACUUGUGUGCAGAAAACAGAUUGAAAAAUGUUAAGAACGCACGCUAAUUUCUCUCUUUUUUUUUUUAAAGAUGCCAUAUCGUAUUGCUGUAACUCACCAAAUGUCUUGAAUGUAAUGUUGCUAUUUGUGCCACAAGCUGCUGCCGGAUACGUAUUUUAAGAAAGAAGGACUAUGUGCACGCUCUUUGAGCACAAGUCCCUCGGUGCUGGAGUGCAUAUUUCAGAUGGCGUUCCAUAUUGUCGAGAUUUGCAGUCACUGUGCUCAAUUGGGUAGCCUCGCAGCUUGGAGUAGAGCACCAUCUAGUGUUUUAAAAGUGUCACCCAAGACAAGAAGCAUGUGAACCGAGUUGUCUGUCAGUCAACUCUUAACAUUCCUUUAAUUGAAUAAAAUGAAUUUCAGCAAUGGA